AUGGAUGCUGAUGAUGAAAGCUACCAUCUUUUUUUGCGAGGCUUGGACCCGAAGAAUUGCAAAGAGCAGGAUCACUACAAAGUUCUUGGAUUGUCGAAAUUGCGCUGGAAGGCCAGUAGUUCACAGAUUCGUAGUGCAUUCCUCAAAUAUCAUCCUGAUAAGAGAAAAUCCGAGAAGGCCGGAGUGGACGACAGCGAAGAUUAUUUCGCCUGCAUUGUGAAGGCCUACGAGCAGUUGGGUAUGUCGCUGAAGAAGAGAAGAGCCUAUGAUUCGGUGGAUCCGAAAUUCGAUGAUUCGGUUCCUGAUGAAAAGCGUAUCACUGCUGAAAAUUUCUUCAAAAUACUCAAACCAGUGUUUGAAAGGAAUGCCAGGUGGUCGAAUCGGAAUCCAGUCCCGCUGCUAGGCGACAUUGAUAGUACAGAAGAGGAGGUGGAAAAUUUCUACUCAUUUUGGUUUAAUUGGGAUACGUGGCGCGAGUUCUCCUAUCUCGACGAAGAAGACAAAGAAAAAGGCGAAGACCGAUGGGAGAAGCGCGAAAUCCAAAAAAUUAAUAAAGCUGAACGGGAAAAGCGUCGCAAGAAUGAGAUGAAACGUAUUCGAAAUCUUGUUGAGAUGGCUUAUCGCAAGGAUCCACGAGUUGCACGUUUCAAAGAAGCGCGAUUGCUGCGAAAAAAGAUGGAGAAAGAAGAGCGCAAAAGAGCAGCCGAAGAGAAAAAGGCUCGCGAAGAAAAAAUAAAAAUG
Molecule: messenger RNA, 741 nt
Organism: Gongylonema pulchrum
Lineage: Eukaryota; Metazoa; Nematoda; Chromadorea; Rhabditida; Gongylonematidae
Source: the annotation of a GenBank genome assembly